Molecule: messenger RNA, 4196 nt
Organism: Bombina bombina (fire-bellied toad)
Lineage: Eukaryota; Metazoa; Chordata; Amphibia; Anura; Bombinatoridae
Product: protein-glutamine gamma-glutamyltransferase E-like
Exons: 13
Coding region: 191-2329 (712 amino acids)
Biological process (GO): peptide cross-linking
Molecular function (GO): protein-glutamine gamma-glutamyltransferase activity
Source: RefSeq, a predicted model, not a curated record
CAUUCAGGGGACAUCAACUCCUCCCACAAACUCUCCCAUUGUUAACAUUUAAUUGGCUGUUGAUCAUAAUAUGUUUGCAUACCUUGUUGGUACAUAACUCAUUGCCGUAAUAGAUUAUUCAAAGGGAUCUUUACUAUUCAUUUUAACAAGAAGCUGCCUGUGGAAAACACACCAGAAAAUUGUAUAGAUCAUGGCAGUACUGAAACUGAAAAAGUUUAACAUGGAAAUGUCAUCAAAUAUGUCCGACCACUGGACUGAGUACUACAAUAAUGGGACUCUGAUACUGAGAAGAGGAUAUCCAAUUCGCAUUACCUUGAACUUUAACAGGCCCAUUCAAAAAGGGGACAAAGUGCAAUUCAUUGCAACCACAGGACCUUCCCCCGAGGAGUCUGACAAAACAAUGGCCAUCUUUUCAUUAUCUGACUCUGAAAGUGAUUAUCCAUGGAGUGCUUUUCUAGAAUCCAGCUCAUCAGCAGAUGUAAACGUUGUUAUCACCAGCCCAGCAGAUGCUGUAAUUGGUUAUUACAACUUUAACAUGCACAUAUUGUCCAAGAGGAAGAGUUCACACUUUAAACUGCAUAAUUUCAUCCUUCUAUUUAACCCAUGGUGUGAAGAUGAUUUGGUGUAUAUGGAGGAUGAAAAUGAGCGACAGGAGUAUGUUUUAAAUGACAGUGGUAUUAUUUACUAUGGACUUGAAGACUAUAUUGAUCAGCAAGGAUGGAAUUUUGGACAAUUUGAAGAAAACAUUCUGGACAUCUGCCUUACGAUGUUAGACAAGAGUUUAAAUUAUCAAGAAGAUCCUGUCCUGGAUUGUUCGAAGAGAAAUGAUCCAGCCUAUGUGGGUAGAGUUGUUAGUGCAAUGAUAAACAGUUUUGAGGAUGAAGGCGUAGUGGAAGGACAAUGGACUGGAAAUUUCUUGGGUGGGGUUGACCCCAAAACAUGGAGUGGAAGCGUAGAAAUACUUACAAAAUGGCAGAGAAGUCGAUACAAGCCAGUGAAAUAUGGCCAGUGCUGGGUAUUUGCUGGUGUAAUGUGUACAGUUCUUCGGUGCUUGGGGAUUCCAACUAGAGUGGUCACAAAUUUUGCUUCAGCUCAUGACAAAAAUGGAAAUCUCAUGGUUGAUAACAUUUAUACCACAUCUGGACGAAACAAGAGUAAAGACACGCUGUGGAACUACCAUGUCUGGAAUGAGAGCUGGUUCAAAAGAAAUGAUCUAGGCUCAGAAUAUGAAGGAUGGCAAGUGCUGGAUGCUACCCCACAAGAGUUAAGUAAAGGUGUUCAUCGUUGUGGUCCUACUUCAGUCCACGCUAUCAAAGAAGGAGAUGUGCACUUAGACUAUGAUGCAGCUUUUGUUUUUUCUGAAGUAAACGCAGAUCGCGUUACCUGGAUUUACUACGAUAAAGAUAUACAAGAGAAAGUGUACUCUAAUACCAGUUUUGUUGGGAAACACAUCAGCACAAAAUCUGUGGACAGUGAUGAACGUGCAGAUAUUACAGAGAGCUAUAAAUACCCAGAAGGUUCUGAAGAAGAAAGACAGGUAUAUUUGAAAGCCCGCAAUAAGUUGAAGGAGAUGGGAGAUACUAAUGAGAAGGUUCCUGGAAAAAGGGGGGUUGAGAAAAAACGUAAGAGAAAGAGAAACCAUGAUGCAAUAUCACCAGACGCUGAUGAAAAACCAGCCAAGUUAGACGUUACAGGAAAGUUCAAACUGGUUGAGUCUCCCAAGUUUGGUGACGAUAUCAAUCUAAAACUCCUCCUAAAAAAUUCUGUCACGAAGAGACAUUCUGUGAAAGUGAAGCUAAGUUCUUCUACCAUUGAGUAUACUGGGAUACCAUUUGCUGAAGUAUUUACUGAUGAAAUCUCAGUAACUCUUGACUCUAUGGAAGAGAAAGAGAUACCGUUAAGCAUCGCUGCUGAUGACUUUAUGGAGGGACUGACUAAAGACGCUCUUAUUGAAGUGGCUGCUUUGUGUGAAUUAAAAUCAAAAAAGAAGAUGUUGGUUAGAAAGGUUGUAAGUGUAGAAAAGCCUCCUCUCCAUAUCAAGCCUGUUGGUAUUCCUGUUGUGGAUAAGCCAUUUGAACUAGAGAUAGUCUUCACCAAUCCUCUUUCGGAGACAGUUACAGAUGGAGUUAUGGUGCUUGGAGGCAGUGGGUUGAUCAAGAAGCAGCUGAAGAAAAAACUACGCAAGCUGGAGCCCAAUGUCAUGUCAGCAAUCCUGGUAGAGAUCAUACCAUACAGAAGCGGUACCAAGCAGCUGGUAGUGGAUUUUACAUCAAAAAAGUUUCCAACUAUUAAAGGAUUCCUCAAUAUAGAGGUUUUAGAUACCAUGUAAUCAAUACAAUGCUAAGCUGUAUAUUAAAGUGACGUAAAACAUGUUGAGAUCUGUGCAUAUCCUAAAAGUUUGAAUUAAGUAAAAAUAGUUUGCAUAAAAAAAAUUGUUUAAAACCUGCUGGCAUGUAUUUUAAAAUUUUCAAAAAUAUGCUAAAUUAGUUACAUAGCCAUUCUGUCUGGAGUAGUGUGAUCCACCUCCCCUUAUCAGUGUUUAGCAUCAGACACACAGCCAUUGUAUUUCAACUGAGUUCACAACAUCUUAUUUGCUUCUAGACAUGCUCCAGCAAAUAAUGAGUGUUAAAGCCUUGUAUUCUACCAAAGCAAAGGUGGAGAUAGAUACAUCCAUAUAAGGAAUUGUGUGGGGGAGUUAGAGGUGUACAAUUCAAAAACUUAAAAGAAAAGGUUAAUGGUGAGACACUGCAGUAUAAAUUUGCAAGUAAAGUAAUUAAAGUACAUAUUAUUAUAUUUUGUCUCUGCCCCCAACUUGUUUUAUGUCUCUUUAAAUCUUCAUAGAACCAAAGGUUUUUAAUCGAUAUGGAGUUGAUAAUGGCCUAAUAUGUCCGAGGGAUGGGUUUAACACUAAAUUAAUAAUAUUAAUACAUGAUGUGUGCAAGGAGCCAUUUUGUGUACUUUUAUAAAUAACAUGUAUUUAAUGUCAAAGCAGUAACUAAAAAAAGUCUAAAACAUUAAGGCUGUGCAAUAGAAAAUAUUAUUUUUUUACUUUCUAAUGCACUAGAAAAGAUCCCACUGUGUGUUCACAACAAAAUACCAUUAGUGGUUUUUUUUUCUUGUAAAUUUACCUCAUAUCUAUAAUUAUUCUAAUCUUUAAUUGGCAUAAUCUAAUUAUAUAUAGUGCUAUAAUUAAAGGGGCAUGUUAUUCAACAUAAAUUAAACUAAAUAUUAUCCUGUAUACAACUAUGAGAGAUUUUUUUUUAUCAUGUAUACCUGAUAUGAUUACGUUAUAUAAAUAUAUUCAAGGCCCAUAUACAGAGUUGACAGAAGCUCAGUUUAUUCCAAGGCAUUUGUUUGUGACAAAAGGUUACAAUAUAAGGCUGGAGGAAAGGAGAUUUAAUCUCUAACAACAUAAACAUUAUUUAAUUGUGAAAGUAAUCAAAUUAUGGAACAUCUUGCCUGAGGAGGUAGUGACUGCCAAUACCUUAUAUACAUUUAAAAAGGUUUAGAUGCAUUUCUGGCUAGAAACAUAAUUCAGGGAUAUAAUUGCUUGGGUUUAAUGGGAAGUAUUUCUAAUUGUAUUAAUGUAAGCUCAAUUGGAAGCUUCUUUAUUGUAAAUCAAGUAGGAUCUGUAUAGAUUGAACUUGAUGGACUUAUGUAUAUGCUUUCAAACUUAUCUUCUAUGUUUUGAUGUUACUAUGUAUGUCACCUGGGUAUUGCUUUCAUUAAAACUUAUACCUUACUAGAGUAACAACACUGUGAACAGUUACCAUUCAGCUACUCUUUUUCUUUUCAUCUGAAAAAACCCAAACAGAAACAGGCAAUCAGCAUUAUCAGUGGUGAGUUCACAUUUUGCUUUUCAAAUACUUUCCUUAAACUGAGGAGGAAGACAAAAUGACUGUGUGUGCACAUACCAGAUGCAUUCUACCUGAGACAAGCAUCCAGAUUGGCAGGUUUACAUCUCUCUAAAGUAGGAUGUGGCCAUUAAGGAAAUUUUCAGCUUAAAAUCUUGUUUACAAAAAAAUGCUCAUAUGAUAUUUUCUUGUCAUCUUUUUACAUACAGAUAUGCUGCAUCACUUUCAAGUGAUUCUGCAUAUGGGUAACAUUUCCCUUUAAGAAAUGUAUACUAAAAUUGAAUUUAUAUAAUCCAGCUAUAUUUUUAAUUCUGUAAAUAAAUGUAUUGAUUUGGAAAUGUA